AUGACUAGGUCUUUCCUUCUUAAUGAUUCUGUCUGUAAAACUUUUACGUCUAAAUGUAAACGAAUUCUUCACCCAGGUCCAAUUUUUGGGAUGGGUAUAGUAAUUUAUCUAACCUUAAUUGGAUUAUGGAUUCAUUUUUCUACCCUUGUGGAUGUCUGGAAAUCAUUUACCUAUAUCAGCUUAUUUUUCUACUGUUCACUAUCAAUCUUCAUUUUUCGAAGUUAUGCCCUAUCUGCCUGGUAUGGCCCAGGUUUUGUUGAGCUGGGUUGGAAGCCGAAAGAUCCUAAAGAUCAGACCUCUCUGCAAUACUGUCGAAUCUGUGACGGAUAUAAAGCUCCUAGAUCUCACCAUUGUAAAGCUUGUGGCAGAUGUGUGCUCAAAAUGGAUCACCAUUGUCCAUGGAUUAACACCUGCGUAGGCUCCACUCUCUGCACUUACCGAAUCUACUACGUUUUUACUCGAUUUUUUAGUAUAUUUCGGGAUGUACAUGAUCACCGGAUGAUAUUUAGUUUCUAUGAGAUUAUUCUCGUGGUUAUAGGCCUUGGUGUUGGUUUUGGAGUUGUCAUAGCCGUUGGUGGCUUGGCAUAUUGUCAAAUUCGAGGUAUUCUUCGCAAUAGAACAGUUAUCGAGGAUUGGAUCAUGACAAAGGCUCACCAUCGGCGAGAGUACGACCUCGAUCUUAAAGAGAUGGUUUUCCCCUAUGAUUUAGGUUGGAGGACAAAUCUUCGACAAGUUGAACAAUUGCAGCAGAAGGCUCAUAAGACCAAAUCAUCUGUUUUAUUGAUUAUUAAGCGAUCCUAUUCAGGCAGUAUUAUGCCUGUGACUUUUGGCUGCCGAACACUUUUUUGUCCACCGUGUAGUGGUGAGGGCCGUGUCGCUGUGAGUACUGGUGACGUGGUUCUCGUGUCAAGAUCUAACAAAUAUUGGUACUAUGGACAAGUUAUGCCUCCACCACAAAACAAUGAUGUCCAAUUCCCUAAAGUUCCCAUUAAAGGAUGGUUUCCGAGAUUAUGUGUGUCAACGACGAAUGACAGCAGUGGCGAGGAUAAGCGCAAGCAAAAUUAA
Rodentolepis nana is the source of this 1065-nucleotide messenger RNA. The record is from the annotation of a GenBank genome assembly. NCBI's taxonomy places the organism in Eukaryota, Metazoa, Platyhelminthes, Cestoda, Cyclophyllidea, Hymenolepididae.